CUGUCUCUUAGUCAAUCCGUUGAACUCUGUUCACUUUCCGAAUUGUGUAACGAGCUAAACGAGUACUUUUGACGUACGAGAGGUUUACUUCAACGAAAGAUUCUUGUCAAAAUGAUGCGGAUUUUCGGAAAAUCUACAAUUCAGAAAGUUCAGCGAACAAUUCUGGUUCGUUCAUACAGUCCGCAGGCUGGGUCUCCGAGCGGUAGCAACUCAUCGAAAUCUGCGGGCAAUGUACCUGGUCUUAGCAAGAACUGUGUAGAUAUUCCAAAUAAUCCGGUUGGACCAAAAGCUUCGAAAAGUGGUGAAUACAAGAAUCCUGAGUACUUCUGUUACAAUGUCACCAGUUUUGCAGAGGCAGAAGUUGAAAUGGCCAAAUUUCGACUACCAGCUCCAUCGAAUAAGAAGAAGUCUAAGUAAUGGGAUUUGAUGUUUAGCUCUUAUCAUAGGAUAUCAGUUUUACGCAUGGUAACAGAACCAGCUAUGAUGUUUUGUAAAACAUGAUUUAUAAGAUAGCAAAGUUAGUGAAUACUUUCUAAUUUAACUGUACAAAAGUUGGCUCGAUAUUAACUAUUCACCGAUUAAUAAAUUUAAAUUGUAAAUAUGAAA
This is a messenger RNA of Diprion similis, 606 nucleotides long. RefSeq lists its product as uncharacterized. Gene Ontology annotation, cellular component: mitochondrion. The record is from RefSeq and is a predicted model, not a curated record. The transcript is spliced from 3 exons. NCBI's taxonomy places the organism in Eukaryota, Metazoa, Arthropoda, Insecta, Hymenoptera, Diprionidae. Bases 112 to 417 code for a protein of 101 amino acids.